Molecule: messenger RNA, 2926 nt
Organism: Pogona vitticeps (central bearded dragon)
Lineage: Eukaryota; Metazoa; Chordata; Lepidosauria; Squamata; Agamidae
Gene: BCAT1
Product: branched chain amino acid transaminase 1
Biological process (GO): L-valine biosynthetic process; L-leucine biosynthetic process
Cellular component (GO): mitochondrion
Molecular function (GO): branched-chain-amino-acid:2-oxoglutarate transaminase activity
Source: RefSeq, a predicted model, not a curated record
AAAAGGAGAAAAACUUCUGGCUUUCGCGGCUGCACGACUGUCCGGGCUUCAAUACACGCGUCCGUCCCACCGGGUGUCUCCAGCGCGGGGGCCCGUUUAUGUGACCUCGUGGGAGCCCCCGUGUCCGCCCUCCGCGGCCCGGAGACGUGCGCAGCUAUUCCGCGCCUGCUGCCCCCUAGCGGCGGCGGCGAGGAGUGCGCCCUUUCUGCGCACCGUGAUGCAAUCGGAGCGGACGCGGAGCAGAAGCUGCACCCUCGGCCGCCUCGCCGGGGACUCUUCCUUCUAGGCUCCGCUGCACCGGCGGCUGCCUUUCCUCCGGAUCCGCGGGGGCUGCCUUUUUGCAGGGGAAAGCCCGGAUCGGGCUGCCUGGCUCCAUCCGCACCGACAGAGCCCUCCGGGAGAGGAAGACCGCCGUGCCGAGCCGCCUUCUCGUUUUUCUCGCCUCGCUUCUGCCCACCCCCCUUUAUAAUUUGGGGAAUUUCGAGGAGCGCCUCGGCCAGCAUGAUGAAGGGUUGUCAAAACGACUGCGCGGCUGGAUGUACAGGGGCAGCCGCAAAACAUGUGACUGAAUCGUUCAAGGCUUCUGACCUCGUCAUCAACCCAGCAACUACUUUAAAAGAAAAGCCAGACCCAAAUGGUUUGGUAUUUGGCACUGUCUUCACAGACAACAUGUUAUUCGUUGAAUGGUCGUUAGCGUCAGGAUGGGACACACCUCAUAUCAAGCCGCUGGAGAACCUCUCGCUACAUCCUGCCAUAUCAGCACUUCACUAUGCUGUGGAACCAAAAGGACUGACAGAGGCGAAACUGCUCCAAAUGCUAUGGCUCAAUGAAUACACACUCUUUGAAGGCAUGAAGGCAUACCGAGGAGAGGAUGGCAAGAUCCGCCUGUUUCGACCAAGUCUCAACAUGGACAGGAUGUUGCGGUCAGCUGUACGGGCAACUUUGCCAGCAUUUGACAAAGAAGAACUUUUGGAGUGUAUCCGGAAAUUGGUAGAAGUCGAAAAGGAGUGGGUACCAUACUCAACCUCUGCUAGCCUGUACAUUCGGCCUACUUUAAUUGGAACAGAGCCUUCUCUUGGGGUGAAGAAGCCAUCCAAAGCUAUCCUCUACGUCAUACUGAGCCCUGUGGGUCCCUAUUUCUCAAGUGGCACUUUCAACCCCAUAUCGUUAUGGGCUGAUCCAAAAUAUGUCCGGGCCUGGAAAGGAGGGACAGGUGACUGCAAGUUGGGAGGGAACUACGGCUCUUCUAUUUAUGCCCAGCGUGAAGCUAUGGAGCUUGGGUGCCAACAGGUUCUCUGGCUUUAUGGCGAUGAGCAUCAGAUUACAGAGGUUGGAACCAUGAAUCUUUUCCUGUAUUGGCAGAAUGAAAAUGGAGAAGAGGAACUGGCUACCCCACCACUAGAUGGCAUCAUCCUACCUGGUGUGACAAGGCAGAGCAUUUUGGAUCUGGCACGCAUGUGGGGGGAGUUUAAAGUGUCGGAGCGGUACAUCACCAUGAGCGAACUGAAAACUGCCCUGAAGGAAAACAGAAUGAAGGAGAUGUUCGGUGCUGGGACUGCUUGUGUUGUGUGUCCUAUUUCUACAAUAUUAUAUCUGGGUGAGAAUUUGCACAUUCCAACGAUGGAGAAUGGACCUCAAAUAGCUACGCGUUUCUUGAACCAGCUCAGUGAUAUCCAAUACGGUAGAGAAGAAAGCGAGUGGACGGUUGUGGUCUCAUGAAGAGAAACGGCAGGGAGGACUCUAACCUUCUGGCAACACAACAAAACAGGCUGAAGUACCCCCCUGGAGGAUGGCCAGUUUUACUGUAGCUCUACGUAGAGUAGUCUCUGUGUUAUCACUUUGUUCCCGGGCUGGGGUGGUGGUUUCCACAUGAUGCCAGGGAGUGUGAACACAAUCAUUUUGAAUUUUUUUUUCUACUGUGAUUUUGGUUUAGAAUAGAAACCUGUCUUCUGGUAGAGGUGCUAGAUGUAAGCAAUAGACACUUCCUUAGAGGAUUUCUUGGUUCCCCUUUGUGUCCUUGGUAGAUUUGACACGUGUAAAAAUUUCUUCAACUGAUCUUCAGUGCAAACCAAGUAUUUUUUAAAAAAAUGAUUUUAUUUAACUUUUAAACCACAGACCAGGAUGUUAAAUUGCCAAAUGACUCAAGGAACUCUUUGGGAUCUCUGAGUCUUCUCUUCAUGUCUAGCUUUUUGAGAUAAUAUUUUUCCCUUGCUAUCUCUGGGGCGGGGAGAGGUGUGUCUGUGUGUCUGUGUGUGUGUCUGUGUGUAAAACAUUGGUCACAGUUUUCUAGAAGUUUGAAGGACCACAUUUUAAAACUUUCUUUCUUUCUUUCUUUCUUUCUUUCUUUCUUUCUUUCUUUCUUUCUUUCUUUCUUUCUUUCUUUCUUUCUUUCUUUCUUUCUUUCUUUCUUUCUUUCUUUCUUUCUUUCUCAUCUUUUUUUGCCUUGAUCACUUGAAGCCAAAUCUCCUAGCCACAUAUCUUUCUAGACAGGAAGAAUUCUGUUGUGGUACCUGUUGACACCAUGCCGUAAGUGGAUCCAAAUUACAAUGGUUCCCACCCACGCCCGACUCCUAAGUGACCUCUAUCUGUGCUGUGCUGUAGAGUAUUAUAUGAAACUAGGUUCUGUGCAACCCAUAGAACAUGAUACAAUCCAAUUCUUUGUACUUUCUGCAGAGCACUGAUAGCACAGUCUGUUGCUGGAGGCGUUGACCGUGAAGUCUCAUAAUCCAUCGCACCUCCUUCAUAGUCUAGCUGGGUUUGCCACCCAUAAUUUUGCAAACAUCACACAAAUUGAGCAACAAAGCUGAUUCAUUAAGCACAGCCUUAGUCUAGCAGAAGAUGCAAGAAUGUGUUGUGUUAAGCCUUCUAAUAUGUUAGAGAGCAUCUGUCCAUAUCAGGGUGGCAGGAUCCAUUCCAUUCUUCAUUU